Raphanus sativus (radish) is the source of this 2196-nucleotide messenger RNA. Its product is annotated as ABC transporter G family member 23. Gene Ontology annotation, cellular component: membrane. The transcript has a single exon. Gene Ontology annotation, molecular function: ATP binding; ABC-type transporter activity; ATP hydrolysis activity. The coding region runs from base 113 to 2062 and encodes 649 amino acids. The record is from RefSeq and is a predicted model, not a curated record. NCBI's taxonomy places the organism in Eukaryota, Viridiplantae, Streptophyta, Magnoliopsida, Brassicales, Brassicaceae.
AAUUAGAUACACAGCUUUUGAAGAGUUACACCAACCUCUGCCUACCAUUAUAACUUGUUCCUUUUGUUGUUCCACCAAUUCUGAAGAAAAUAACAACUCCAAACUCAUAAAAAUGCAUUUUAGUAGACAUUCUGAAAAUGAAGAUACCAACAACAACACUCAUACAAUGGCCUCUUGCUUCCACCCUCCUCCUAAGACCACAACCCACAGCGAAGAAGACUCGAUCAUACUCUUCUCAGCAUCAAACUCUCCCGACGAAUACUCCUCAGCCUCCUCUUCCUUCUCUUCUUCACCACUCCCGACCCCUAACCGCUACUCCCUAACCGUCGCCAACCUCUCCUACACCAUCCACCACGUCACCAUCCUCAAAUCCGUAACCUUCACAACCCAACCCUCAAAACUCCUCGCCGUGGUGGGCCCAAGCGGAACAGGCAAAUCCACACUUUUAAAAAUCAUCUCAGGUAGAGUGAGCCACAAGGCACUAGAUCCCUCCUCCACCAUAUCUAUAAACAACAGUAGAAUCAUCAACAACAACAACAAUCAGCAGCUACGUAGACUAUGCGGAUUCGUCCCUCAAGACGACGAUCUCCUCCCUCUGCUCACGGUGAAGGAGACGUUAAUGUACAGCGCCAAGUUCAGUCUGCGUGACUCAACUGCGAAGGAGAAGGAAGAGAGAGUGGAGAGCUUGCUGAGAGACCUAGGCCUCGUUCAAGUACAAGACAGCUUCGUCGGAGAAGGAGACGAAGAGGAUCGUGGAGUCUCCGGAGGUGAGAGGAAGAGAGUCUCUAUAGCCGUUGAGAUGAUCCGCGACCCGCCGAUUCUUCUCCUCGACGAACCGACUUCCGGUUUAGAUAGCCGGAACUCGCUCCAGGUCGUCGAGCUUCUAGCCAACAUGGCGAAGACCAAGGAGAGAACAGUAAUCUUCUCGAUCCAUCAGCCUAGCUACAGAAUCCUCGAUUACAUCUCCGAUUACCUGAUCCUCUCUCGAGGAUCGGUGAUCCACUUCGGGAAUCUCGAGCAUCUCGAGGACUCGAUCGCGAAGCUAGGGUUUCAGAUCCCCGAACAGCUCAAUCCGAUCGAGUUCGCGAUGGAGAUCGUCGAUUCGUUACGCGAUUCGAACCGCGUAGACUCCUCUCGAUCUUCACUAUCAUCGAUCGAGAACGAGAAGGAGAAGGAGAACGAGACGAUGAUGACUAAGAAGAAGCAAGAGCCUCGCGGACUAGUCGACGUAGCGGAGAUCUCGUUCCUCUGCUCGAGGUUCUGCAAGAUCAUCUACAGGACGAAACAGCUCUUCCUAGCGAGGACGAUGCAAGCAGUCGUGGCGGGGCUGGGCUUAGGAAGCGUGUACACGAGACUCAAACGCGACGAAGAAGGUGUAGCGGAGAGGCUCGGGCUCUUCGCCUUCAGCUUAAGCUUCCUCUUGUCCUCGACCGUCGAAGCUCUUCCCAUUUAUCUCCGAGAACGCCGCGUUUUGAUGAAAGAAACGUCUCGAGGAUCGUACAGAAUCUCGUCUUACAUGAUCGCCAACACGAUCGCGUUUGUACCGUUUUUAUUCGUUGUAUCGCUUCUCUUCUCCAUACCGGUUUACUGGAUCGUGGGGUUAAACCCGUCGGUUCAAGCGUUCUCUUUCUUUGUGCUAUGUGUUUGGCUCAUCAUCCUCAUGGCUAGUUCUUUAGUGCUCUUCCUUAGCGCGGUUGCUCCUGACUUUAUUUCCGGGAACUCGCUUAUCUGCACUGUUCUUGGAGCGUUCUUUCUUUUCUCAGGUUACUUCAUACCCAAGGAAAAGAUCCCGAAGCCGUGGAUGUUCAUGUACUAUGUUUCUCUGUACCGGUACCCUCUGGAGUCGAUGCUGGUGAACGAGUACUGGAGCUUGAGGAAAGAGUGCUUCUCGGGAGGGGACACGGGGUGUUUGAUGACGGGAGAAGAUGUGUUGAAGAAGAGAGGGCUUGACGAGGACACAAGGUGGAUCAAUGUCGGGAUAAUGCUUGCCUUCUUCGUCUUCUAUCGUUUCCUCUGCUGGGGGAUUCUAGUCCGAAAGGCUUCUUCCAAGUCAACACUUUAAAAAGUUCAUUCAAUUAGUACAUAAGAGUUCCAGUUGUUUUUUUAGUGCACCAUUAUUAUUAACUAAUUUCAAACGGUUUUCACAAAAAAGAUCAUGAACUCAUAGAUAUGCUCUCUCAUGUGGGAAUCAUGGAU